Molecule: messenger RNA, 471 nt
Organism: Sphenostylis stenocarpa
Lineage: Eukaryota; Viridiplantae; Streptophyta; Magnoliopsida; Fabales; Fabaceae
Source: the annotation of a GenBank genome assembly
AUGGGAAAUGGAGAUUGCACUUCUGUUUCUCAGCCACUGCGUAUAAAGCUCAGACCUUCUUGCGUUCGUGAUUUUCCAGAAGGAUGUGGCCCACUUGACUCAAAGAUUGAUCCUAAAACUUCUAGUUUUGGCAAUUCAAAUGACACAAGUUUGAAGCUCCAGACGCAAGAUUUGGAGGAGAAAGAGUUCAUAAGUACUGCAAAAGUUGUGGAGUGUGAUUCCUCCGACGUGUCAAAGUUCUCUCCUCCCAAGGGGGUUCUUUGUGAUGGUUCAAAAUUCUCAUCAUCUGUCAGAAACCAUCCUUCUUUAUCCGGACCAGAUGCUGAUACACAUGAUGUAUGUACAUUGCAAUUGCAAGCGAUUGAAAAUAGCAACAAUGAUGAUACUGAUGCAAAAGAAGUGAGUAAUAAUGUUCAAGAUGGAUUGAAAAUAGCAUGUGUACUUUAUGCUGAAUCUGAUUCAAGAAAGUGA